Auanema sp. JU1783 is the source of this 1101-nucleotide messenger RNA. Lineage: Eukaryota; Metazoa; Nematoda; Chromadorea; Rhabditida; Rhabditidae. The record is from the annotation of a GenBank genome assembly.
AUGAUGAGAGCUGUUACUAUAUUUUUCUCCGUGUUUGGACUUCUUCCAUCAACCGCUCUUUCGGAUAUUAUCGGUAUUCCGACAAUCGAUUGCCAGACAGACGGUAUCGAAGCCCGUAUAAAUCUCUCGAGACCUUUCCUAGGACGUAUCUACUUGCGAGGUCAUUAUGCCGAUGAUGGCUGCUUUCACGACUUCACCAAUUCAUCCACAACUUGGGCUAAACCCAUCUUCAGUUAUGAGGCUUGUCACAUGCGACGUAAACGUCAGGCAAAUCCUCAUGGACUAACAAUGUCUGCUGUCAUGAUUAUAUCCCAUCAUCCGAAAUUGGUAACAUACCGGGAUAAAGCCUAUAAUAUAGAAUGUUUUUAUGAACAAUCAGAUCCAAGUCCAGUUAUAACAGAUUUGAAUGUGAGUUCUAACGAUAAUAAUAUUAUAAAAAUGAGAGCUGAAACGACACUGCCUGUCUGUAAUUAUCAUGUUGAAAUGAAAUCAGUGAAAGUGGAUGAAGCAGCAAAAGACAAGUUAUCAGUUAUAACUGUUGGCGAUGAAGUUGUCCAUAUUUGGACAUGUUCCGAUGAUCAACCAAACAAUUUAUAUUGUAUGCAGGUUCAUAGCUGUAGAGCAGAAGAUGACACUAACGAUAGUGUGCCUGUAGUAGAUGCCAGAGGAUGUAUCAUGGAUACUGAACUACUAUCAUCUAUACAAUACACAUCUGCAUUACGUGCAUCAGCUUCUUCAAGAGUUUUUAAGUUUGCUGAUAAAAAUGACAUCAGGUUUCAAUGCCAGAUUCGUCUAACAGUUCGUAAACAUCAUCUCAAUGAAACGUGUCCGAUACCGGACUGUUCGAAAAAGGAUAACUAUAAGAAAGUAUGGAAGAGAUCUUUGAAAGAAGUGAACAUGGAUGUUGCGACAGAUGGAAUGACUGUAAUCGACAAACCAUUAGCGGAUCAUUAUCAUUCAGUAUCAGAUUGUACGUUCAUCAUCUGGCCGUUCGCUGCGACGUUCAUAGUGUUCUUCACGUACUUCCUUUUUACCAUUUACCACUGCUGUAACACCCGACGUAUCUCACAAGAGCUAAUGACCAUACAAUCUCAAUUUUAG